CAAAGAUCAUUUUGUCUUCUCUUCUUUACUACGAAGAACAGUUCAUAGGGUUGAGAACGAGAAACUAGGUAUUCUAUUCAGCUCUACUACUACUACUACUACUACUCCAUGAUCCCUCUCUCUGGAAUGUACAUUCUUUGAUUGCUCUAUUUCUAGAUACACUGAGCCACGCUCAGCAUGCCUCCCGUCUCCCACGUGAGAAGUCUCCUCGGAGAGAUUCUCAAGCGAGACGAUGGGUUCGUCGAGGGCAGUGCUGUGAUCAAGACACUUGCGGCCCGGACGACGACGACGGCAACCUUGAAUGACCCCGGUCAGGGGUCAGUCGACCCGACGAAGAUCAACAACAAAGGACUGCUGGGUCUGUUUGCGCUACUGGGUGCCGCGCUUGUGCUGGCAGCGAUCUGGUUCUUCUUCUGGGCCAAGAACGGCGGGUUCAUCUGGCGGAAGGGCGAUUGGGAAGAUUACAAGUCGACGGUGCUGCGGCGAAAGGGACCCGACGGGCGCACGCUGAGCAAUGCGACCAAGAGCACGAGACUUGGCGGCGGGUCCGUCGUGGGGAAAGGCUACAGCGACGACGGAUACACGUACACGGAUAGUCUGUCGUACACGGAGACGGCAACCACGCUGACUGAAAAGACGGAGAAGACGGACCGCAAGCGCCGGCGCAAGCUCAAGGAGACCGCCAAGCAGAAGCUGCUGCGCCGACGGAAAGAUGAGCGCUGGGAGGGUGAGGCAGACGACGACGUGCGCGCCUAUCGUCAGGAGAAGCCCGCGCGGGUCGGUGGCAUGAAUGCCGAAGGAGAUGGCACCUACCAUGGCAGCAGCUACGACACUUCCAACCCGCCGACGCAGUACACGGGUAGCGAGAUGAGCGAGGUGCACGACUAUGCGUACGAGCCCGCCCCGGCCCACACCGUCGACACCAAUACUCAUCGUGGUGGUAAUGAGCGCCACCGCAGCCACCGCCGCCAGCAGGACUCCCGCACCGUCUCUACCUUCUCCUUCACCCCGGGCAACGACGAUGUGCUCAGCCAGCCAGCCGAGGAUGACCGUCGUCAGCGGGAUGAAGACCGAGCUGCACGACGCCGUGAGCGGCGCCGCGAGCGUGAACGGGAACGAGAAAGCCGCCACGCAGCAGCAGCAGCAGCAGCAGCAGGCCCGCCUCCGUCCACUUCCUCGCCCUCCUCCCGCCAGAGCAGCCCACGCAAACAAGCCCGUCGCUCGCGCUAUACGGAACCCCUUGAUUUCUCCUCCGCAGGCACCCGGUCAGAGUACCAGUACUCCAAUGUCGAGACGGACGACGACACCACGGGAACCAAGAGCUACCACCAUCCCAUCCCCGGCUUGAGUAAGGGAUAUCGCCGGGACGGAGGUGGGCGACGCCGUGACAGUUUGAGUGAGAGUGAUUAGCUCUGGUUUUUCUUUUCUUAGGGUAACCUGUAAAUAUGAUGGAUAUGAUAUGGAUAUGGAUGGUAUGACAGGGUAGGGACUUUUUUUUUUUCCAAAU
Penicilliopsis zonata CBS 506.65 is the source of this 1507-nucleotide messenger RNA. RefSeq lists its product as hypothetical. The record is from RefSeq and is a predicted model, not a curated record. NCBI's taxonomy places the organism in Eukaryota, Fungi, Ascomycota, Eurotiomycetes, Eurotiales, Aspergillaceae. Bases 178 to 1410 code for a protein of 410 amino acids. The transcript has a single exon.